Molecule: messenger RNA, 3753 nt
Organism: Lachancea dasiensis
Lineage: Eukaryota; Fungi; Ascomycota; Saccharomycetes; Saccharomycetales; Saccharomycetaceae
Source: the annotation of a GenBank genome assembly
AUGACCGUCAACUCGUCGGGCUUGGAGCUGUACCAUCUGACUCUUCAACGGCAGUCCAACUAUGUGCAUUCGUGCGUUGGUCAUUUCGUCGACCCUCUGAAUAGUGCUCCAGCUAAACGCAAGAGUAGGAAAGAUUACCAGGUUUGCAUCGCUACAGAAACACAUGUGGAGCUUUUCAACGUCGAGGAGGGUGAAUUCCAGCGCCUGACGUCCGUUCCCAUCUUUGCUACGAUCACAGCAAUGCAGAGCUUGCCCGUGGAAACGAACUAUUCGUACUUGGUGUUGGUCACCGAUGCUGGAAACUUGUCUCUACUGCAGUUCGUCAACGACAUGGGCACCAUCCGAUUGCACUCGUUGUUCAACGAGCCUUUUUCCCGGAGCGGACUGCGAAGAGUUGCUCCACAGCGGUAUCUACAGGUCGAUCCACAGGGCCGGUGUCUUUUUCUUUCAGCAACAGAGCGUAAUAGACUCUGUUACCAAACAGAUUUCAAGAACAAUACGCUGAAUGUCUCUUCUCCCUUGGAGUUCAGGAAGCCUAACUGCAUAACCAUUGCCACGGCCGUUUGUGACGUGGCUUUCGAUAAUCCCGUCUAUGCGUGUUUGGAGAUAGACUGCGCCGACCAAUCUAGACACUUGGCCUUCUACAUGCUCGACGUGGGCUUGAAUCAUAUUAUACAGCAACAACAGUAUGCUGUUCCUCAGGAUACAAACUUCAUCUUUACGGUGCCUAACUUGGAAAAAUACGGCAUCAAUACAAGGCCCUCUUCUCACAAAAAUGACUUUGACGACAUGAUCAAUCCCUUCGUUAUCAUGGCCACCACAGACAGGUUACUUCUACAGGAUGCACGCGGCCUUUUCAAGCUACAAGUGAUGCUGCCAGUCCGAUCAACAUCCGUUACGAUAAUCAGUGCGGCGGUCCACAAAUUGAAAAAGGAGUUUUUCAUGCUUUUGCAAGCUCACAACGGAGAUCUCUACAAGGUCAAGAUUGUUCCCAACGAGGCUGAAAGUCUCGUACCUCUGCUGAGCGUUUCGUUCUUUGAUAAUAUUGAGCCGAGUUCAAAACUCCACAUCUUUAGAAACGGGUUACUCAUGGCCCUCCAGGAGUACUCCGGUUAUAAGCUGUACGAGUUUGAGAGUCUUGGGGAUGAUGCAAAUGUGGCAACGUCAAAUGAACAUAGUAAAGUGCUUGAGUUGCCUCCUUCCCCAUCGAAUCUCGAAAAUCUAUCAAUAAUCCAAUAUUCGAAGAACCUCAACCCGAUCGUUUCAGUGAGUGUUUCAGAAACAACACCCCUCACUAUUUUGGCUCAGUCUAAAAACGGCCUACAACAAUUGACCUCAGGCAUCGAUUUUGAGGAGCUUAUUACUUCCCCACUGCCACCGAAUGCAGCUGGCAUUUGGUCAAUUAGGUUUGCUUUAGAUUCAUUGCAUCGGCUUGUGUUCUUAAAACUUCCUAAGGCUACGAUGAUUCUUCAAAUUGAUGAGGGAACCUUAGAAGAGCUUGCGGAGAGUAACAAUCACUUCAAGACAGAUGGCGAUACAACUAUAUUUGUAGGCUUGAUGGGGAAAAGAUCUAUUGUUCAGGUUUGUGAAAAUUGCAUGCUCCAAGUUGAUUAUGAUCUAAAUACGGGACUUAUGAAUUUGAAGAACGAAUGGCUGCCACCAGCGGGAAUCCGAGUCCUUCAUGCUUCCUGCUCUCUUUCGCAGUUAGCAUUGGCACUAUCAAACAACGAGAUAGUUUAUUUUGAGAUUGAUACAUCCAGUGGGCUGGAAACAUUGAAUGAAGCUCAGAGUAGGAUAGAGCUUCCUGAACGAAUAACGGCCCUGAGCCUCCCGCAAUGUCUCAGAAGCGAUUUUCUGGCAGUAGGCUGUGCCGAUUCAUCCGUUAAGGUCAUACAACUCAGAGGGAGUGAUGAAGAUAAUUUCCUCGAAGUAGUAUCCAUACAAGUGUUAUUGUCAUCACCAUACAGUCUGAAUCUGGCCAGCUCAAACAACGCUUUACUAUUGCAUAUUGGACUGGAUUCUGGUGUUUAUAUUCGAUCAAGCGUUGAUAAAGUCAAUGGGCAGUUAUUCGAUACCAGAACAAAAUAUAUUGGUCCCAAGCCCGUCAAAAUCUCCGCUCUAUCGCAGAUCGACUACAAGUCCAUGUCGCUAGAAGAGGAUGACGAUGAUGAGGCAAGUGAACGUAUUGAUCAGAUUUCAUGUGCAGUCUUACACUGCGAAAAAACAUGGCUGAGCUAUGAAAUUGGGGAUCUAUUAUGCGUAAAACCAAUUGUCCUCCCAAGAAACAUUUCUUUAGAGGCAAUUGCGGACUUCAAAACCAGUGACUUGAAAUCAAACGGCUGUUGUGCUAUCUCAUCCCGUGGCUCUUUGAUGAUUGGGCGCUUUGGCCACUUCACAGAAUUGGAAAAGUGGUUCCAUCAAGAGGAGAUAAAUACAGACGAGGAUUCCACGGAAAUAGGAAGCAAUUUUAACAGUCGAUUUAUACUUCCUGACUCGUCGGACGGAAAGGUAGCCUUCGUCGUCGAAAACCAUUCAGUCGCAAAAAAAUGUCGAAUUUCCAUUUGUCGAUCGGGCUCACUCCUUGAAAUAAAUUCAGAUGCUGCCAAAUACCUUCUCAUUGAUGGAACAUGUCUGUCCGCACAAAUCAGCCGCUUUGGUACGAACGAUUGCUACCUGGUUCUGGCUUCGAAUACCAUGAAGCUACAAACGUUUUCUGUCAGCUUCAAAAAUGAAAACGGUAAGCGAAUUGCCGAUAUAAAGCUCCUGCAUGAAACUUCUGUUGGCGAAAAAGUACAUGCAAUGGCAGCAUUUAGAGACAAACUGCUGGUGCCGAUCGCGAAUAAUUUGGUGCUUUAUGCAAUGGGGCGAAAACAACUACUUAAAAAAUCUAUUUCAACUACUCCACCCUCGAUCACAAAAAUCGUUCACAUUUGCCAGUGGGAGGACCGCAGAAUCGCAAUUGGUGACAUACACGAAUCAGUGACACUUUUGUUAUUCGAUAAGCGGUUAAACCAGUUUAUCUCGGUAGCCGACGACGUGGUGAAACGGCACGUUACUGCAGUUGAGUUUUUAGAUAAAUCUACCGUCAUUGGCGGUGAUCGCUUCGGUAACAUUUGGGCGCUGCGUGUGCCUCAGAGCAUUGAGAAAAUGUUGGAUGAGGAAUACAUAUUUUUCUUGAGCAAGUUUCUGGGCCAUUCUCAAAGUGACAUCCCACGGAAUAUUAUGGAGUGUCCUUGCAAAUGGGAACUGGUAAGUCAUUUCUAUGCUAACGAUAUCCCUACUUCAUUUCGCGUUUUGAAAAAUCUAAACAUGUCGGAUAGGGCCUGUGUCAUUUAUACUGGAUUGCAAGGCACAAUAGCCUGCCUGGUUCCAUUAAUCACUAAAGGUGAGGUGGAGUUUAUGCACAAGUUAGAAGAUGGAAUUAGAGAUUCGGAUGAGACGUUCUUCAUGGAAGCUGAAGCUAAUCGUGCUGCAGACGCCAGAGAUGAGUUUGGGCCUGAGCGACCACCCAACUCUCAAAGUAAACUAAGCCCUAGGCCACUAGUGGAGGGUGCCUUCAGUUUGGUGGGCAGAGACCACGUUGCCUAUAGAAGUUACUAUGUGCCUGUGAAAGGCGUGGUCGACGGUGACAUGUGUGAGCAGUUCUUGCACCUCUAUCCUAGCGAACAAGAGUUUUUGGUCAAGAAACUCAAAUUGAAAAACGUAUCGCAGAUUAAAAGUCGGCUGGCAGAAGUGCGGACGAACCAUGUAUAG